AUGGCCUUUGAGACCAUUGAGGAGAAACUGAGCAAUAGAAAGCAAACAAUGUGCUAUCUGGUUGACAAUAAAACAAACGUGCUGGAAUUGGAAAACCACAAGACGAAGAUUCAACGUGCUCGACUAAAUCAGCGUCCACUGGUGGGCGCUCUUUUGCUGCUUCUCUGCUUUGGUGUGUUCCUGUGUCUGCGAUGUCUCAGCAACACUCCUCUUGUCAAUCAAUAUGGCAUCCUGCGUGCCACAAUUGCGGAAUCCAAAAUAGAGGACUCUAAUAUACGAAGCAUCUUGCUCUGGACCAGCUUUUUUGGUGAUGAGCGUUGGAAGCUAUCGAAAGAUACGUUGGAGCCGGAACAAUUUCGGGAUCUGCUACAUUGUCCGAUCCAUCAGUGUCUGAUUAGCAACCGCCGUGACUUGUUGCCCAGCAUUGAAGACUACGAUGCCAUCGUAUUCCAUGUUGCCGAACCAUUUUCGCUGCUUCAUUCUGUACCUGCACGACGUAAGGCGCAUCAGGCAUAUGUAUUUGCCCUGAUGGAGCCGCCUGGUGAGACGAAACACCGACUGAGCGAUGAGCGCUUUUUCUACAACCUAACCAUGACCUAUCGGCUCGACUCAGACAUUGUCUGGCCCUAUUCGGAACUAGUCGAAAUGGAUACAGGUACAUUGGUGGCGCCUACUGCGGAGCCCCAUUGGCGUACACCGCCUGCCAACUGGCAUGAUGCGGCCGCGUGGCGUCUUUGGUUGGGCAAAACGAAAAUGGCCGCCUGGUUUGUCUCGCAUUGUGACACGCUGUCGCAGCGUGAGGGACUCGUCGCUGCGCUACAGCAACAACAGAUUGCAGUGGACAUUUUUGGCAAGUGCGGGCCACUGAGCUGCGAGCUUGGCGAUGCCCACUGCGGUGACAUGCUGGAUACGGACUACAAAUUCUAUUUUGCCUUUGAGAAUUCCCUAUGCACGGACUAUGUGACAGAGAAGCUGUAUCGGGCGCUCCAGCACUAUGUUAUCCCAGUAGUAUUUGGGGGAGCCAAUUACACUCGCUUCCUGCCUCCUUAUUCGUACAUCGAUGCCGAAAACUUUAAAAGUGUUGAUGACUUGGCGCGCCACUUACAGCUCGUAGCCAAUGAUGGACGGGAAUAUGUGAGAUACUUCUGGUGGAGGCGUUACUACCAACUGACAUAUAUUUCGCCCUUCUGCGCGCUUUGUGCUCACCUACACAGCCCGGGAGCGCGGUAUAGGACACAGUUCUAUGACAACAUAGAGGCUUGGUGGCUCAACAGUUGCCGCUUCCAUACGAACAUUCGCUUCUGAGAGCGUACACACAUGAAAGUGAAAGAGACGAAUGCACAGAAUAUGCCACAAAGCGAGAAAGUACGAGCAACCAUGAGAAAAACUAUAUCAAAACUUAAACUGAUUUGAAUAUGAGGCUAAAUCGCAAUAAGUUUAGGAAUUAUUUAAGUUUCUACAGCCCCCAAAUUGUUUAAAUGUUCACAUAUUUAAAUGCACCACUUUGUUAGGGAUUAUUGUAUUUGUUAUGAGUGUAUUACAAAGAUAGUACAAAUAUAGGGCAGAAGUGAUACUAAUAUAUUUCGCAUAUUCAGCAAUAAUUUAAGGCUGACCGACCCAUACAUAUCACAACUAAUUGUCACAAAAGCAAUACCUCAAUAACCAUAAAUUACUGGACUCAUCAAUAAACAGGAAAUCCACACGAUUCCAUGGUGGAUUCAAUCGUACUCUGAACCAUAAAAUUUGUAAUAUAAGAUAUAAAAGAAUAUUUUGUAUAUUAAAAAAUUGAUAUUGGAAGAACAUUUUUGUUAUCCACUCAAAAUGUCAUAGUUUAAAAUA
This is a messenger RNA of Scaptodrosophila lebanonensis, 1839 nucleotides long. RefSeq names its product alpha-(1,3)-fucosyltransferase C. NCBI's taxonomy places the organism in Eukaryota, Metazoa, Arthropoda, Insecta, Diptera, Drosophilidae. Gene Ontology annotation, cellular component: membrane. The transcript has 3 exons. Bases 1 to 1305 code for a protein of 434 amino acids. Gene Ontology annotation, molecular function: alpha-(1->3)-fucosyltransferase activity. The record is from RefSeq and is a predicted model, not a curated record.